This is a messenger RNA of Ilex paraguariensis (yerba mate), 2602 nucleotides long. Lineage: Eukaryota; Viridiplantae; Streptophyta; Magnoliopsida; Aquifoliales; Aquifoliaceae. The record is from the annotation of a GenBank genome assembly.
AUAGUAAGGGUUAAAAAGGGAAAAGAAACCCUAAUAAACAAGACUAUAUUUCAACAAAAAAUAAAUUUGACCCUCCCAUGCCAUGCAGUGGUGGGAGCGUCGCCCUUUAAUUGGUUGGUGGUCCCAUAUACUAGAUCACUCCAUACUGAUGAGAGAACUCACCUUCUGAUGUAAUUAAAAUUUGAUAUAUUUCUUUUUCCUCCAAACCAAACCUUUACUCUUCAAAGGAAAUUUUUUUUACAGACAGUCAUUUACUACACUAAUAAUCUGGUAUCAAUUUAGAAAUGUGGCUACUUACCGGAAGUUUUGGCAUCAUAAUAUGAUAAUAAUUCUUAUCAUUAGCAAUUGAUUUUAAUUGGCUGGAGAUUGUGAUAAUUUCAGUGAUGAAGAAUGUGCUCUUGUUGAAAAGUUGUCUUCACUUAGGGCAGCAUCAUGCAAGGAAAAUUCAGUUAUAUCUGAUGACUCACCUAAAGCCAACCUUGACAAAGGAAACAGAAACCAUGCUUCAAGCCAUGGAAGCAAACGUGGUGCUUCUUUAUGGAGCUCAAUCAAGGACUUCUUGGGGCGAAGGCAACCCGGAAAAGGAUUUGCAUCACUUAGCACGGAGACAUCAGCAAUGUGCAGCAGGCCCCUGCCGAGUUUUCCACUCAUGAUUUCAAUAUCAACUGUUUUGAUUGUUGCAUGUGUCUUAACUUUGAUUCUUCAAUCCUUGCCCACUACACUCUCAGAUCUAAACUCCGACCGCGCCGCCCUCUUAGCCCUCAGGUCCGCCGUCGGCGGCCGCACUCUCCUCUGGAACACUGCCCAACAAUCCCCUUGCCAAUGGGCAGGUGUUGAAUGCGAGAACAACGACGUGACUGUCCUACGCCUCCCAGGAGUCUCUCUCUCCGGCCAACUACCACCCAACACUCUCGGCAACCUCACGAAUCUACGCACUCUCAGCCUCCGCUUCAACGCCCUCUCUGGCUCCCUCCCCUCAGAUUUGGCCUCUUGUACUCAACUUCGAAAUCUCUAUCUCCAAGGAAACCACUUCUCGGGUCCUUUACCGGACUUUUUGCUCACUCUUCAUGACCUUGUUAGGCUUAAUCUUGCUGGGAAUAACUUUUCUGGGGAGAUCCCAUCUGGGUUUAACAAUUUGACUCGUUUGAAGACUCUUUACCUUGAGAACAACCAGUUCUCCGGGUCAAUUCCCGAGAUUAGUGCCCCAAAACUUGCACAAUUCAAUGUGUCGUUCAAUAAUCUAAAUGGGUCUGUACCCAAGAGUCUUGACUCGAUGCCAAGUAGUGCAUUUCUUGGGAAUGUUUUAUGUGGGAAGCCUCUAGAUUCUUGUCCAGGUAAUACAACUCCUGCAGCCACGGCCGGGACUGGAGGUGGUGGGAAUGGCAAUGUGAAUCAGACUAAGAAGAAAAAUGGGUUGUCUGGUGGUGCCAUUGCGGGCAUUGUUAUUGGAUCUGUGUUGGGUUUUAUUCUGAUACUUGCGUUAUUGAUAGUUUGCUGUAGAAAGAAGGAUAGUAAGAAGGCGAGAUCGGCUGAUUUUGGGACAUUUAAGCACCCAGAAACGGAGAUCCCUGGUGAAAAGCCAAUGGAGGCAGAGAAUGGUAAUGGGUAUUCAGUUGCUUCAGCGGCUGUUGCAGCAAUGACAGCAAAUGGGAAGGGAGAGAGUGAGAAAGAAGGAACUAAAAAGUUGGUGUUUUUUGGGAAUGCUUCGAGGGUGUUUGAUUUGGAGGAUUUGUUGAGGGCUUCAGCUGAGGUUUUGGGGAAGGGGACGUUUGGGACGGCCUAUAAGGCGGUUUUGGAGGUUGGAACUGUGGUGGCUGUGAAGAGGUUGAAGGAUGUGACCAUAUCUGAGAUGGAAUUUAGGGAAAAGAUCGAUUCUGUUGGAGCUAUGGAUCAUGAGAAUUUGGUACCUCUCAGGGCUUAUUAUUAUAGCAGGGAGGAAAAGCUUCUUGUCUUUGAUUAUAUGGUCAUGGGGAGCUUGUCUGCACUUUUGCAUGGCAACAAAGGAGCUGGUAGGACACCACUGAAUUGGGAAAUCAGGUCUGGCAUUGCCCUUGGAACUGCCCGUGCCAUCGACUACCUACACUCUCAGGGCCCCAACAUCUCCCAUGGAAACAUUAAAUCAUCCAAUAUCCUCCUCACAAAGUCCUAUAAAGCCCAAGUCUCAGAUUUUGGCCUUGCCCACCUUGUUGGACCUUCGUCCACCCCCAACCGUGUUGCAGGCUAUCGUGCACCAGAAGUGACUGACCCCCGCAGAGUCUCACAAAAGGCUGAUGUUUAUAGUUUUGGGGUGCUGAUCUUAGAGCUUCUUACAGGCAAGGCACCCACACACGCCCUCUUGAAUGAAGAAGGUGUUGAUCUGCCAAGAUGGGUACAAUCCAUAGUACGAGAAGAGUGGACAUCGGAGGUUUUUGAUCUUGAACUCCUUAGGGACCAGAAUGCUGAGGAGGAAAUGGUUCAGCUCUUGCAGCUUGCGAUAGAUUGUGCAGCUCAGUACCCUGACAAGCGGCCUUCAAUGUCCGAGGUCACAAGGCGGAUCGAGGAGCUCUGUUAUUCGAGUUUGCCAGAUGAUCCACAGCCUGAUGUUGUGAAGGAAACUGACUAA